AUGGCAUCAGCACCGGCGGCUGCGCGGCUGCGGGAGCUGCAAUCGCAACCGGGUAACAAGAUCUGUGUGGAUUGCAGCCAGAAGAACCCGCAAUGGGCCUCCGUCAGCUACGGCAUCUUCAUGUGCCUCGAGUGUUCCGGCCGGCAUCGCGGGCUCGGCGUGCACAUCAGCUUCGUGCGAUCCGUCACCAUGGAUUCCUGGUCCGAGAUCCAACUCAAGAAGAUGGAAUCCGGCGGCAAUCUCGCGCUGAAUGAAUUCCUUUCUCGGUACGGCGUGCCUAAGGAAACCGACAUCGCAGUUAAGUACAACACCCCCGCCGCGGAAGCCUACCGGUCCAAGAUUCAAGCCAUGGCGGAAGGCCGAUCCUGGACGGCUCCUAACAUUGAAAAGGUAUCCUUGUCGGGCACGGGUGGAGGGAGCCGUCCGACUGCUAGAGCAAGCCCAGGUGGAUUCGGCUCCAGCGACGGCUGGGAUGACUGGGGCGACGGCAGCUCUGGCAGCCAAGCGGGCAUGCGCAGGCACCAGUCCGAAAAUAGUAUUACUUCUGGACACGGCGCGAGCGGCCGACGGAGCAAUCUGGCAGCCGCCGGUGGCGGAGGCGGCGGCGGUGGUGGUGGCCAUGGAAUGGGUCAUCAUUCCGGCUCCACCAAUGAGAUUUACUCGCGGGAGCAGCUGGAGGCGUCGGCGGCGGGGAAGGAGUCGUUCUUCGCGCGGAAGCAAGCGGAGAACGCCUCGAGGCCGGAGGGCCUUCCGCCGAGCCAGGGAGGCAAGUACGUGGGAUUCGGCAGUGCGCCCGUUAACCGGCCCGCUAAUCGAGGCGGCGAGGACGUUAUUGAAGAUACCGUCAAGAUUGUCUCCGAGAGCUUCCGUUCUCUCUCGAUGGCGGCUGUGGGGGUGGCAAGCUCAGCCGCGGCGGUGGUCCAGGAAGGAGCCAAGGACAUCCACGCAGGGGUCACGGAAGGUGGCUUGGACAAGAAGGCCAUCGAGACCGCGUCCGUGGUGGCAGGGCGUGCGACUGAGAUCGGGAAGUCAGCGUGGGGCUUCAUGCGUGCCUUUACAGAGCGGGCUGUGCAAACCGUGGAUGGUUACUCGGGCGGUGCUGUGGGCAACGCACUUGAGGUGGCAGCUGCAGCCAGCGCAAACGCUGGGAGCAUGAUAGUCCAGGGCCUUACUGGUGCGGCUGUGAGCGAAGGUGGUGCUGGCGGUGCUGGCGGCGCUGUGGGAGGGAACCGGGGAGGAGGUGGCUUUGACGACUGGGAUGAUUGGGGAGAUGAUAACAAGGGGCAGUCAGGUCAGGCUGGCAGCGGCAGGUAUAAUGGGAGCGAGGGGGACGGAUUCGGGCAGGGAAGGAGCAGUAGCACAAAGGAUGACAAGCCGUUCACUGGUUGGGAUGAUGAGUGGGAUGGUGUGAGCCCUAAGGCUAACAGGGGGCAGGGAAACAUGGCCAGCAGCAGCAGUAAUGGUGGGAGCCGCGCAUCUGGAGGAACUGGUGCACAAAAGAAGCAGGCAGCGGCAGCAGCAGCAACAGAGACUGAGUCGGACUCAUGGGGCGGAUGGGAUGAUGUGCCAUCGCCCGCUCCUGCCAGCACUGCCACUGCUGGUGCAGCAAAGAAAGGGGGUGCUGCCAAGAAGGAUGACUGGGAUGAUUGGGGAGGAUUUUAA
Molecule: messenger RNA, 1662 nt
Organism: Closterium sp. NIES-65
Lineage: Eukaryota; Viridiplantae; Streptophyta; Zygnematophyceae; Desmidiales; Closteriaceae
Source: the annotation of a GenBank genome assembly